UUAAUGUUUUUGAUAAGGAAAGGACUUCCUUACGAGUGGGUUCAAUUGAUAAUAUCGAACAGUGUGAUAGGUCAAUAAAGAUUUCACUUAGCAAUACGUUUAUUCAUAAAAACUGAUAAGUCGGGUACUUUUUUUUCUUAUUCAUUUAUCUGCGUUUAAAAAAAUUCCACAAAAUGAAAGAGAAAUGUCGUAGAUCGGAGACAUCCUGUAUCAAUAUAGUUUUACAAAAGAAAUGUGAAUCCCCACAAAAAAAUACGAUGAUCCAACAAAAACGAUUCUGUAAAAUAAAAUAAAACAAAAAUCCUUGAUGAACUUAAUUAAUGAUUGAAGUGAAGGUUUGUAGUUCAGUGUCAAAUCAGUUGUUAUUUAGCAAUAAUCUGUGACCCCUAAAACCUCCGCUUUAAAACGCUAUUCGUUGAUAUAAAGGUAGUUCCCCAGUGUAGGUAUCUCUGUGUACUUUAAUUUUUAGUAAGAGAGAGAGUACGGUGAAUAACCACGUUAAAAGCGUGCUGUUUUGAGGAAAAGUGGGGGCAAUUGGUAUUUAAGCUUGACAACAGCUGCAACAUUUAAGUUAUUAUAAAACCGUUUGAUUUCGCAAAAGUUGAGGUUUCAAAUUUAAAUUAAAAUUAUGGUUGUGCCAACAGAUCGAGUAUCUUCGUACGAAAAAAAAUCAUCCUCAAAUAAAUUUGUUGGUAAUUCACAGUCAGUUACAAUUUCGGAGAAUGUUUCCGUAAUAAAAGUGAUUGGAAAUUUGUGUACGAUUAAUGUGUUUCGUAACGAUGGUUGUAUUAAAAUUGUUGGUGAUGGAUGUAAAGUUUCGGUUCAAAGUGGUUGUGGUAGGAUAAAUUACGUUGGAAAUAAUGGUUACAUUGAGUUGGGCGACCACUUCGAUGAAAGAAAUAUUCAAUACGUUGGAAAUAAUGGAAAGAUUUUUCAAAAAGUUCAAGGAAAGUUAGAAGAAAAAAGCUUCUGUGCAACGAAAAAUAGUGUUUCUGUUAACAACGUUGUUAAUUUAAAUAAUCAAUCGUCAAUUCAUUUAGGAUAUAGUCGAAAAAUUAAUGUUCCUUACUACGAAAUUAGCAUAGCAAAUUUAAAAAUUCAUAAAAAACGUUAAUUAUUAAUUAAUUAAAUUAAUAAUUUUAUUUGCAUUAAAUUAAUCUAGUCAAUAAGUAUUAUUUAAAUGUAUCGCCAAAGUUCUUUUUUGGCUGUGAUUUCCACGACGCUAUUAUUUAUUAUAUCCCUACAAUAAAUUUUAUUUAUUGCCAUACAAUAAACUUUAAACAAUCCUUUUUUAUCUAA
Messenger RNA from Onthophagus taurus, 1299 nucleotides. Lineage: Eukaryota; Metazoa; Arthropoda; Insecta; Coleoptera; Scarabaeidae. The record is from RefSeq and is a predicted model, not a curated record.